Molecule: messenger RNA, 1587 nt
Organism: Trematosphaeria pertusa
Lineage: Eukaryota; Fungi; Ascomycota; Dothideomycetes; Pleosporales; Trematosphaeriaceae
Product: cyclin-domain-containing protein
Exons: 2
Coding region: 340-1545 (401 amino acids)
Biological process (GO): regulation of cyclin-dependent protein serine/threonine kinase activity
Cellular component (GO): nucleus; cyclin-dependent protein kinase holoenzyme complex
Molecular function (GO): cyclin-dependent protein serine/threonine kinase regulator activity; protein kinase binding
Source: RefSeq, a predicted model, not a curated record
GCGGCACGACGGGCGAGGAGGGCGUUGGUAAUGGCGGCGUCAUAGCGUCCUUUGAGGGGACUUGGGCGUGCUUGCUCCAUUCUCCAAUCGUCUUGCACCAGCGGAAAACGUGAUGGCUUCGUGCACGAGAGGCCUUCUCACUCUAGUUAGCUUUUGCCCAGCGGAAUGCCCUCGAGUGCCCGAAAGAGGCUCCGCGCUGCUCUCCCUUCCUCUUCCCCCGCGCAAAUCCUGGCGACUAUGCCCAGCCGUUGUUGGGCACAACCUCCUAACGACCGUUAGUGCGAGCGCACGACGAGGCCGCCGCAGCGCGCGCAGAGCCUGCACUCCCGCAGACAGACCAUGCUCACGUCUUCCUCACCGACCAUAUCAGCGCCUCCCUCGCCCUCGGCUGCAUUCCACUCGCACGCCCGCUCAUACCAUGCCUCGCGACGCACGUCGAGCUCCUCCUGCGCACCCUCUCCACGCUUCCCGGUGAGCAGCGCACCGGCGCGGCGAUUCGACGCGCUGCCCUCGAAUCCGGCGGCGUCGGCGCAGUCGCCCGUGGCCGCCUUCACGCGGUCACCACAGACCAGGAGGAGGGAGUACGCCGACGCUGGCACGCAGUACACGCCACCAGGCUACCCACCGACCUAUCGACCGCCGCCCCAGGCCGCCGCGAACACGAUAGCCACCGCCCCUCUCCCCUCGAACCCAAUUGCACACACAGAGCGGGGGGAGACCUCUGCCGAACCCGCCGUCACGGAGCCGCCAGAACCUGACCUGCGGAUAGAUCCGCAGCCCGUGGUCCCUGCACCGCCUGCUCAGCCUGCCCGGAGAGCGUCGAGAGACGUGGGAACGCCGCGUGGGCAGCAGAACACAAGGCACAACGAGGCGAGCACUGCCUCCGAGGAGCACUCUUCACCUGCUAAGAGAGCGCGGCCGCAGACCCCGACUGUCAAGGUCAUGCCGCUCAAGUACGAGACUUGCGAUGUAAAGGACCUGGGCGUCCUCAUCUCAGACAUGUUGAUGGAGCUGGUGCGCUUGAACGACGCGCAUCCGCUGCGCGAUGGACAACUCACAAGAUUCCAUUCGAGAGCGCCGCCUGCCAUCUCCGUCCGCGAUUACCUCUUUCGCCUCAUUGUACAUUCGACCCUCUCACCGCCCAUUCUUCUGUCCAUGGUAUUCUACGUCGACAAGCUGUGUACCAUGUACCCCGCCUUCACCAUCAGCAGCUUGACCGUGCACCGGUUUUUGAUAACCGCAGCUACCGUAGCGGCGAAGGGACUCAGCGACAGUUUCUGGACAAACAGCCUAUAUGCAAGAGUGGGGGGUGUGAGUGUCAGGGAAUUGGCGCUGCUUGAGCUGGAGUUCUUGAGAAGACUAGAGUGGCGGAUCGUCCCGAAGCCCGAGACGCUUGUAGAUUACUACAAGGGGCUAGUGGACCGGGGGGAGGGCUAUGUGAUGGAGAAGGAACCGGAGCCAGCUCUGACAGCCAGCUCUACGGCGAGUCCGCACGCUGAUAGCCCACCACUGCCAGCUCGUAGCCGCGAAUCAACCAAUUCAUAGCAUCGGUAACGACGCCUAUCCGGUAUCGAGCAUCCAUAUGAG